AUGAAGGAUCGCUACACGACACUGGACGUGGUGGCGGCUGUUCAGGAUCUACAAACGGUCGUUGGAAUGCGUGUCUACAACAUCUACGACAUUAACUCAAAGACAUAUCUGAUUCGUUUUAAAGACAAAGACAAGAAAGCGGUGAUCAUGUUUGAGUCUGGAAUUCGGAUCCAUUUGACCGAACGAGAUUGGCCGAAAAAUCAAAUCCCGUCUAGUUUCAGCAUGAAAUUACGAAAACACGUCAAAAACUCUCGCCUCGAGUCUGUAAAACAAGUUGGUAAUGAUCGCGUGGUCGAUCUUCAUUUCGUAGACAAGGACGGAAGUGUUCAUGUGAUUCUUGAACUUUACGAUCGGGGAAAUAUUCUACUAACCGAUGGUCAAUACACAAUUCUCAACAUUCUUCGUCCUCGAACUGAUAAAGACAAAGAUGUAAAGUUGAGUGUCAAAGAGAUCUAUCCAGUGGAACUUGCUAGAAAUGAUGCGACAAUUACGACGCUCGAAAACCUGCAAAGCGCUAUUCAGACGGCAAAAAAGGAGAAAUGU
Molecule: messenger RNA, 543 nt
Organism: Mesorhabditis belari
Lineage: Eukaryota; Metazoa; Nematoda; Chromadorea; Rhabditida; Rhabditidae
Source: the annotation of a GenBank genome assembly